AUGGCUAUCGAAGAAAUAAUCACAGACCCAUCCCUCAAGCUUGCACUUGAAACUUCGAAUCAGACGCGGGAACAAGCAAUUGCUCUCCUAGACUUCGUAUCGGCUGCAUCCACAACCUCCCCUCCGUCGAACGAAGUUCUACUACAGAUUUCUAAACAACAAAAACUACUCCUUACAUAUCUCGCACAAUUGAGAGGUCUACAUCGUGAUGCUCAUGCCGGCGCACGAGAAACAAAAGCUUUAACCGCGGAAGCGCGUCAAGAAGUAGAUAGGCUACAUUUACAACUUCAGAAUCUAUACUAUGAACAACGACAUUUACAGGGAGAGAUUGCUGCUUGCGAAUCAUAUGAUCAUAAAUAUCAGCAACUUCCCCUGAUACCCGUCGAUGAAUUCCUAGCGCAACAUCCUGAGCACGCUGACGCUGAUGAGAAUGCGCUUAUGAUUGCAAGAAUAGAUCAUGAACAUCAGGAACGAUUGAAGUUGGAAGAACAAAGACAAGGACUUUUGAAGAAGAAACAAGGCUUGAUUGCCGAUAAUAAGAAGAGGAAGGAUGAUCUAGCCAAUCUUGACAAAGAUUUGGAGAAAUUUAUCGAUGCUGCGAAACCAAUACAGAAAACUUUUGAACGUGUGGUAUGA
Molecule: messenger RNA, 636 nt
Organism: Botrytis porri
Lineage: Eukaryota; Fungi; Ascomycota; Leotiomycetes; Helotiales; Sclerotiniaceae
Exons: 3
Coding region: 1-636 (211 amino acids)
Biological process (GO): mRNA export from nucleus; positive regulation of DNA-templated transcription, elongation
Cellular component (GO): THO complex part of transcription export complex
Molecular function (GO): mRNA binding
Source: RefSeq, a predicted model, not a curated record